AUGGCGCCCGCGCAACCAGAGCUCAAGAAGUACCUCGACAAGCGGCUGUUCGUCCAGCUGAACGGAAGCCGCAAAGUCAUUGGCGUCCUCCGCGGAUACGAUGUCUUCUUGAACAUUGUGCUGGACGACGCGGUCGAGGAGAAGGACAACGGGGAGAAGGCCAAGCUCGGCAUGGUUGUCAUCCGCGGCAACUCGGUCGUCAUGCUGGAGGCGCUAGAGCGGAUCGGCGGCGACGAGCGGGGUGGGCGUUAA
This is a messenger RNA of Parathielavia appendiculata, 252 nucleotides long. Its product is annotated as LSM-domain-containing protein. Gene Ontology annotation, molecular function: RNA binding. The transcript is spliced from 3 exons. Lineage: Eukaryota; Fungi; Ascomycota; Sordariomycetes; Sordariales; Chaetomiaceae. The record is from RefSeq and is a predicted model, not a curated record. Gene Ontology annotation, biological process: mRNA splicing, via spliceosome; spliceosomal snRNP assembly. The coding region runs from base 1 to 252 and encodes 83 amino acids. Gene Ontology annotation, cellular component: precatalytic spliceosome; U2-type prespliceosome; SMN-Sm protein complex.